GGGACGAGGCGGCCCUGGGCGCGCGCUGGGGCCGGAAGGGGGCUCUGGAUCUUGAUCCCUUCUCUCUUCCCUUUGGGUCUCAGAGCGCCCGGCCUCUCAGACCCUCCCGCGCCCAGGUGUCGGCCGGGAGAGGAGGAAGCACCUCUCCGCCGCGCACCCCGCCAUGGGCAAUGCCUCCAAUGACUCCCGGCCCGAGGACUGCGAGACGCGCCAGUGGCUCCCCUCGGGCGAGAGCCCCGCCAUCAGCGCGGUGAUGUUCUCGGCCGGGGUGCUGGGGAACCUCAUCGCGCUGGCGCUGCUGGCGCGCCGCUGGCGGGCGGACGCGGGGCGCAGCGCGGGCCGCGGGACCUCGCUCUCGCUCUUUCACGUGCUGGUGACCGAGCUGGUGUUCACCGACCUGCUCGGGACCUGCUUCAUCAGCCCGGUGGUGCUGGCUUCGUAUGCGCGGAACCAGACCCUGGUGGCGCUGGAGCCCGACGGCCGCGCGUGCACCUACUUCGCCUUCGCCAUGACCUUCUUCAGCCUGGCCACGAUGCUCAUGCUCUUCGCCAUGGCCCUGGAGCGCUACCUGUCCAUCGGGCACCCCUACUUCUACCAGCGCCGCAUCACGCGUCGCGGGGGCCUGGCCGUGCUGCCCGCCAUCUACACCGCCUCGCUGCUCUUCUGCUCGCUGCCGCUGCUGGACUACGGAGAGUACGUGCAGUACUGCCCGGGGACGUGGUGCUUCAUCCGGCACGGGCGCACCGCCUACCUGCAGCUCUACGCCACCCUGCUGCUGCUGCUCAUCGUGGCCGUGCUCGCCUGCAACCUCAGUGUCAUCUGCAACCUCGUCCACAUGUACCGCCGCGCCCGCAGGAGCCGCUGCGGACCCUCGUCGGGCAGCGGCCGGGGCGGCCCCGGGACCCGCAGGAGGGGCGAGAGGGUGUCGGUGGCGGAGGAGACGGACCACCUCAUUCUCCUGGCCAUCAUGACCAUCACCUUCGCCGUGUGCUCCUUGCCUUUCACGAUUUUUGCAUAUAUGAAUGAAACUUCCUCCCGAAAAGAAAAGUGGGACCUCCAAGCUCUUAGGUUCUUAUCAAUUAAUUCAAUAAUCGACCCUUGGGUCUUUGCCAUCCUCAGGCCUUCUGUUCUGAGACUCAUGCGCUCGGUCCUCUGCUGUCGGGUGUCAUUAAGAACACAAGAUGCAACGCAAACUUCCUGUUCCACGCAGUCAAACGCCAGUAAACAGGCUGACCUUUGCGGACAAUAGUUACGGCGUGCUUAGUUCUGCAGCAUCUGGAAGAUCAUUUUGAAACGACUCCUUGGAGAAAUGCAGCAAGUUAGUGUGUCAACAAAAUGAAGCUGCCCUGAUAAAACGGGGUAAACAAGAUUUAAGCAGUGGAUUGGGCUGCAAAGGUGCUCACAAGGCUCUUCAGGGAACGUGGCAGAAGAAUUUAUAAAAUUUAUCCUCAAGGAGCCCGUGAUGCGGCCUCUGGAGGAACAAGCGGCUGCCUUUAAGAUCCAGUGGCCUUUUGAUUUCAGCUUUCCUGUUGAACGACCAAGCGUGUGGUUUUGUAAUUUGUUUAGUUCUUUAAAUAGUUUCUGCCUUUUCUAUUUUAAUCUCCUAUGCCGCUACUGAUAUGAGCAAACAUACAGCGUACAGUCAGACCCAACGAAGCUUCGUAUGUGUUCUCUAGGAAGUCGCUAUGUGGAAGCAGGGAAGCAGCCAGGGCUGGGCAGGCUGAUGUCUUGGAGGAGUUUAAUGGACUCUUUGUUUGGACAGUGAAUUUGAAAAAUCAUUGGUGCCUUGGCUGUGCUGCUUGUCCGUGUGGGAGUCCUCCCUCGUCACUAUGGGACUACUCAUGCCAGAGUGGGUGCAGGUGCUUAACAUCAGUUUUGUUCACUCGUCUUCCAGGAGCUAUGCGCCAACUUGUCGGGUUAUUUAUUUCAUAAUCUCCAUAGUACUCAUAUUAAUCAAGAAGACUUCAGAAAGCUUCCUUGAGAAAGGAAAUAACAAGAAGGUUGUUCAGAGAGUUAAUUCUGAUUAACACUCUUCAUUCUCUAUCAGUUAAUUCUGGUUCAAUUCUUCAUAUAUAUAUAUGUAUAUGCCUAUGUCUGAAGCCAAAUAUUAGGUUUAAAAACCGAAAAGUUUGAUCCAUUCUUUAGAUAAACUGGAACUGGUGUAAUGUUGAAAUUGGGGCCAUGACUAAUAUAUACUUGAUAAGAUGACUGCCGUCUUUAAUUAAUUAAUGUCUCUGUUUUUAUUUAGAGAACAUGGUUUGACUCAUAUUAUAUAGGAAGUCAUGUGACCAUGAGUCAUAUCUUAAUAUAUUUCUAAAUGUUUCGCAUGGUGUAAACUCAGCAUCAAAAUAUUUCAAGUAAAUUUGCAGUGGUUAGUCAUAGUUACUGUGUAAGCUCAUCUGAAAUGUUACAGAAAUAAACUGCAAAACAACAUUUGAAAAAGGAACAGUAUUUGAAAAACUUCAAAUGAUGUUUUAUAGUUCAUGCACAUGUAGUAUCUUUUGAAUGGCAAAAUAUAGGGGAAAAUUAUUUUUUGGAAAAACUGUAUAUUUAAUUUGACAAGUUUUAAAAGUUUGGCUGCUAGAUUUUUAAAGCAUGGUUGCAGGGGCCAGUGCGGUGGUGCAGUGGGUUAGGCUACUGCCUGCAGCACCAGCAUCUCAUACGGGCACUGGUUCGAGUCCUGGCUGCUCCACUUCUAAUCCAGCUCCCUGCUAAUAUGCCUGAGAAAGCAGCAGAGGAUGGCCCAAGUUCUUGGGCUCCUGCAGCCAUGUGGGAGACCUGGAGGAAACUCCUGGCUCCUGCCUUCAGCCUGGUCCUCACUGUCCUGGCUAUUGGGGAGUGAACCACUGGAUGGAAGAUCUCUCUCUCUCUCUCUCUCUAACUUUCAAAUAAAAUAAAUAUUUUAAAAAGUG
This is a messenger RNA of Oryctolagus cuniculus (rabbit), 2912 nucleotides long. It is a transcript of the gene PTGER2, whose product is annotated as prostaglandin E receptor 2. Gene Ontology annotation, cellular component: plasma membrane. NCBI's taxonomy places the organism in Eukaryota, Metazoa, Chordata, Mammalia, Lagomorpha, Leporidae. The record is from RefSeq and is marked provisional. Gene Ontology annotation, biological process: positive regulation of cytosolic calcium ion concentration; cellular response to prostaglandin E stimulus; adenylate cyclase-activating G protein-coupled receptor signaling pathway. Gene Ontology annotation, molecular function: prostaglandin E receptor activity.